Messenger RNA from Anastrepha obliqua, 790 nucleotides. RefSeq names its product apolipoprotein D-like. Gene Ontology annotation, molecular function: pigment binding. The transcript has 6 exons. NCBI's taxonomy places the organism in Eukaryota, Metazoa, Arthropoda, Insecta, Diptera, Tephritidae. The coding region runs from base 101 to 670 and encodes 189 amino acids. The record is from RefSeq and is a predicted model, not a curated record.
UAGUGCAUUUUUACAAACGGUGAGACUUUGGCGCGUAAAAGAAGCUUUAAAGUAGAAAACAACUAAUUGAAAAACAAGUUCAAGCAAGAUCAGUGUCAAAAUGCAAAAACAAUUGACCUUUGUUUGCUUGCUAGCCAUUUUUCUGGGAACAACCCAAAUGGUGGCAAGUCAAAUUAUCGGUUUAGGACGGUGUCCCCGAAAUAUUAAGACUGUGGAAGACUUUGAUGCAACCAAAUAUCUGGGCACUUGGUAUGAGUACUCCAAGUAUCCCUUCAUUUUCGAAUUCGGUGCUAAAUGCGUCACUGCCGAAUAUGGCGCUAUAAAUAGCACUGAGAUUUCAGUGGUUAAUACACAAAUUUCAUCGCUCAACUCCAAGCAAUCCAUUGAUGGAAUAGCAAAAAUUGUUGGACCCGGCAAACUCGCUGUUAGCUUUAAUGGAUUAGCUGCUCUUGCCGGCGCAGCUGAUUACUGGGUUCUUGCUACCGAUUAUGAAAAUUAUGCCGUCGUUUACAGUUGCAAGAACAUAGCGCUGACACAUGCAACGUUUGUCUGGAUACUUACACGCGAGCGCGUGCCAAGUGCAGAUAUUAUCAAUGCAGCAAAGGAUGCACUAGUUAGUCAAAAUAUUUCUUUGAGCGAACUGAGCGAAACCGACCAAUCGGAUUGCUGAAGGCUUUGAUGAUGUAAAACCCCCAUCCGAAUUAUUUGGCUAUCCGGUGAUUAUUAAUGAUUAUAUAACCAACUGUAAAUAUGUAAAUACAUAAAUAUAAUAAAAUAUAGAUCAUUACAA